Messenger RNA from Solanum dulcamara, 1217 nucleotides. RefSeq names its product glycine-rich cell wall structural protein 1.8-like. Bases 12 to 950 code for a protein of 312 amino acids. Lineage: Eukaryota; Viridiplantae; Streptophyta; Magnoliopsida; Solanales; Solanaceae. The transcript has a single exon. The record is from RefSeq and is a predicted model, not a curated record.
UACAAAUUCCCAUGGCGAAGCUUAAAAUUGUUAACAUUGUUUUCUUUGUGUUAUUGGGUAUAGGAAUAUGUUCAGCUGCUAGAACCCUCCUCACUUACGAUCAUGUAGGUGUUGGCGGUGAGGUAGGUGCUUAUGGUGCAGGCCAUGGCAUUGCUGGUGGUGGUGGAGGAGGUUCCGGCGGAGGUAGUGGAUAUGCAGCUGCAGGUGACCAUGGUUAUGCCGGUGGAGGUGGUAGUGGAAGCGGAGCUGGUGGUGGAUAUGCAGCUGGAGGAGAGCAUGGUGGCGGAUAUGCUGGAGGAGGUGGAGGUGGAAGUGGAGCUGGAGGUGGCUAUGCUGGUGGAGGACACGAUGCUGGAUAUGCUGGAGGUGGUGGUAGUGGAAGUGGAGCUGGAGGUGGCCAUGCUGGUGGAGGACAUGAUGGUGGAUAUGCUGGAGGAGGUGGUGGUGGAAGUGGAGGUGGAGGUGGCCAUGCUGGCGGAGGACACGAUGCUGGAUAUGCUGCUGGAAGUGGUGAAGGUGGUGGUAGCGGAUAUGGUGCUGGAGGGGCAUCAGAUGGUGGAUAUGGUUCCGGAGGUGGUGGAGGCAGUGGUGGCGGCGGUGGAGUUGCAGGAGGUGGAGCACAUGGUGGUGCAUAUGCUGGAGGUUCAGGAGGAGGUACUGGCGGUGGAUAUGGUUCUGGUGGGGCACCAGGGGGUGGAUAUGGUGGUGGAGGAGGGCAUGGAGGAGGUGGUGGCAGUGCCUAUGCCGGAGGAGGAGGAGGAGCCUCAGGUGGUGGAUAUGGUAGCGGAGGAGGAGCUGGUGGCGGUGCAGGAGGUGCACAUGGAGGAGCAUAUGGUGGCGGCGGUGGUAGUGGAGCAGGUGGUGGCGGCGCCUAUGCCGGUGGAGGUGAGCAUGCUGGUGGAUAUGGAGGAGGUGCAGGAGGUGGUGAAGGCGGUGGCUACGCCCCUUGAGUGAUCAUUCUAAUAAUCACCAUUUGCAAUCUAAACUUUCCAUCUUCUUACCUACACUAUUAAAAAAUAAGGUAAUGAAAUUGUUGUAGGAAGAUGGUAUAUAUAUAUAUUCGAAGACAAAAGAAUUGCAGUAAAGACAUGCACUCUCUCAAGUGUAAUAUCGUUUCCUCUAAAAGCAACAUUAAGAUAUGGUUGCUUGCAUUUUACGUAUUGAAAUGGUUGACAAAUAUUUUCAAUCUAUAUAUAUAAGUUGCAUGCAUGCAAUAA